AUGGAGAAGUACGGCGGAUUGCCUGGCAUCGACACAGAGUCGCAAGAUAUCUUCGAGACCUCCGAUAUCGAGAGCGAAGCCGAGCUUGAACACGAACCAGAACCAACCGAGAUCGAGGCGUUGGUGACCGAUCCACAGGCCAUCCGCAAUCGGUACGCCAACGACGUGAUUGAUGGGUUGAGUGGCGUGGAUUUCCUGGGAAGCAUCACAAACCCCGUGCUUGGGAGCACAGGGUAUGCUGUCAGAAGAGUGGACGAGACUAGAGACCAGAAGUUAGCCAGAAUAGCGAGGGAAUUGCAGGAGCUAGCCGACCCUGAAAAGGUGCCCGAGCCUGCCAAAUUGGCCCACAUCGGAGCUGCCGCAAGCACCAGCGGACCCAUCGAUCCAGAGAAGCUUGUGGCGUUGCUUGAGACGGCAGUUUCUAGUAACAACCCUUCCAAUCCGUACCAAUCACAGCUCAAUGAGUUGUUUGCGAAAGUCGAUGCUAAAAUAAACGAAAAACCCGUGGCUGGCAAAGCAAUAGUGGCCAAUUCACCGUCUGAAACUCUCGAGUUGGAGUCCAGGAUCAACUCGUUGGAACAGCAGGUCGGAGAGGUGGCACCAGGCUCAAUUCAGAACCUCUUGAAUGAUUUGGCCCGCAAAAUCAAAAUUAUCCACAACCCAGACUACCCCAUAGAUAGAGUGAGAAAGGAAGUGACGCAACUAGCCGAAGAAACUGAAAAAUUGGCCUCGGAUAGAAAGCUUUUGGAGGUCUCAGAGCUGUUGCACACCAAGGAACAGGAACCCAGUGAGAAAAAGAUCGAUGAGCUUUACAGAGUAUUGCCAGAAUUUGAACAGAGUAAUAAGUCUAUUCCUCAGAUUAUCAAGAGGCUCAAGUCGCUCAAUACAGUUCAUGCAGACAUAGCGCACAGCAUCCAGCUGGUUGGGGAUUUGGAUCGGACCCUCGCCGACAUGGACGAAGAAAUCCAGUCCUGGAACGAGUCCAUCGAUGUGUUGAAUGGGAAUUUAAAGGCCUACAGCAAGAAUUUCGAGGAAAACAAGACUGUGAUGGAGAACAAAAUAGAGGAAUUGAGCAAACGGUUAGGCAAGGUCGAAUAA
Messenger RNA from Suhomyces tanzawaensis NRRL Y-17324, 1098 nucleotides. RefSeq lists its product as uncharacterized. Gene Ontology annotation, biological process: mitotic spindle organization. The record is from RefSeq and is a predicted model, not a curated record. Gene Ontology annotation, cellular component: dynactin complex; cytoplasm. Lineage: Eukaryota; Fungi; Ascomycota; Pichiomycetes; Serinales; Debaryomycetaceae. The transcript has a single exon. Bases 1 to 1098 code for a protein of 365 amino acids.